Neltuma alba is the source of this 2536-nucleotide messenger RNA. Its product is annotated as long chain acyl-CoA synthetase 8. Gene Ontology annotation, molecular function: long-chain fatty acid-CoA ligase activity. The transcript is spliced from 12 exons. The record is from RefSeq and is a predicted model, not a curated record. Lineage: Eukaryota; Viridiplantae; Streptophyta; Magnoliopsida; Fabales; Fabaceae. Gene Ontology annotation, cellular component: endoplasmic reticulum; membrane. Bases 145 to 2337 code for a protein of 730 amino acids.
CUGUUUCCACCACCUUCGUACUUUGAUGCUUUCUUGUGCCCCCGUCUUGCAGCGAUACACAAUACUCUGGAGCAUCUGCUUCCUGCCCCGAAGGUAUUAAGUUUGUGUUCUGAUUAAUAAGGAUCGUUAUAUCAACGAUAGGCAAUGGAGGAUCAGGGAGAUAGUUCCUUGAAUUUAUUCAACAACUUGUCUAUUUGGAAAGAUUAUGGAGAAUAUGGGGUUGUGAGUGCUAUAGUUAUUGGUAUACUUAUACCUGUCUUGCUUUCGGCAUUGUUCAUGGGAAAGAAGAGAGGAAAAGUAAGAGGUGUUCCAGUAGAGGUCAGCGGUGAGCCAGGAUAUGCAGUACGUAAUGCUCAAAGGGUAGAUUUAGUUGAAGUUCCUUGGGAAGGAGCUACAACCAUGGCUCAUCUAUUUGAGCAGUCAUGUAAGAAAUACUCCAAAAGGCGAUUUCUUGGGACAAGGAAUAUAAUUGAAAAGAAGUUAGUUCCAUCACAUGAUGGUAGACAGUUUGAGACACUCCAUUUAGGCAAUUAUGAAUGGCAAACUUAUGAAGAGGUAUUUGCUCGUGUGUGCAACUUUGCAUCUGGGCUUAUUAGAUUUGCUGAUAACAAAGAUAGUCGUGUUGCCAUUUUCUCUGAUACUCGGUCUGAGUGGCUCAUUGCUCUUCAGGGUUGCUUUAGGCAGAAUAUAACAGUUGUUACUAUUUAUGCUUCUCUAGGGGAGGAUGCCCUGAUCCACUCACUUAAUGAGACUCAAGUAUCCACCCUCAUCUGUGACGCCAAGCAGUUGAAGAAGUUAGAUGCUAUAAGCUCAAACCUAACGUUUAUCCAGAGUGUGAUUUAUUUUGAAGAUGAUGACUCAUUGAAUAAUGAUGCUUUAGGAGAUUUGAGAAAGUGGACAAUUGCGUCUUUUGGUGAUGUUGAGAAACUUGGGAAAGAAGGUCCUAUUCCGCCAAACUUACCUUCUAAGGAAAAUAUUGGACUUGUCAUGUAUACAAGUGGCAGUACAGGUCUACCAAAGGUUUGUAACUUCAUUUUGUUUUCGGGAGUCAUGAUUACUCAUGGAAAUGUUGUAGCGACUACAGCAGCUGUUAUACCAAUUAUUCCAAAUCUUGGGACAAAGGAUGUGUACAUGGCAUACUUGCCCCUUGCUCAUGUUUUUGAAUUGGCUGCAGAGUCUGUGAUGCUAGCUGCUGGUGCUGCUAUUGGUUAUAGCUCUCCAUUGACUUUGACGGACACAUCUAGUAAAAUUAAGAAAGGAACCAAAGGAGAUGCGACUGUGUUGAAGCCCACACUUUUAACUUCAGUACCAGCUAUUCUUGAUCGUAUUCGAGAUGGAGUUAUGAAAAAGGUUGAGGAAAAAGAAGGGCUUGUGAAGACUCUUUUUCAGAUUGCAUACAAGCGUCGACUUGCUGCUUUAAAAGGAAGCUGGCUGGGAGCUUGGGGAUUGGAGAAACUGUUGUGGGACCUCAUUGUCUUCAAAAAGAUUCGUGCCCUGCUUGGAGGUGAAAUUCGGAUGAUGCUUUGCGGUGGAGCCCCUCUAUCUGCAGAUUCACAGCAGUUUAUUAAUAUAUGCAUGGGGGCUCCCAUUGGUCAAGGAUAUGGCUUGACUGAAACAUUCGCUGGAGCUACCUUCUCUGAGUUUGAUGACAACAGUGUGGGACGUGUUGGUCCUCCUCUUCCUUGUUGCUACAUUAAGCUUGUUUCUUGGGAAGAAGGUGGAUAUAUGACAUCAGAUAAACCAAUGCCUCGGGGAGAGAUUGUAGUCGGGGGAUUUAGUGUGACAGCUGGCUACUUCAAGAAUCCUGAAAAAACUAAUGAGGUGUUCAAGGUUGAUGAGAAGGGUAUACGUUGGUUUUAUACUGGUGAUAUCGGAAGGUUCCAUCCUGAUGGGUGUCUUGAGAUUAUAGAUAGGAAAAAGGAUAUUGUCAAACUUCAACACGGAGAAUAUAUCUCUCUUGGGAAGGUUGAGGCAGCACUGUCGACAUGUAGUUAUGUGGAUAGUAUUAUGGUUUAUGCAGAUCCCUUCCAUAAUUAUUGUGUGGCUCUCAUUGUUCCUUCGCGUCAUCCUUUGGAGAAAUGGGCCCAGCAAGCUGGUGUUGCGCAUGGGGAUUUUCCUGAUUUGUGCGAUAAACCUGAAACUGUAUCUGAGGUUCAGCAGUCCCUUUCCAAGGCCGCAAAAGCUGCCAAGCUGGGAAAAACUGAGAUUCCUGCGAAGAUUAAGUUACUGCCAGAUCCAUGGACGCCUGAAUCUGGGUUAGUCACUGCAGCUCUCAAGAUAAAGAGAGAACAGCUGAAAGCCAAAUUCAAAGAUGAACUUCAAAAGUUGUAUUCCUGAAUUCUUCUCUUUGGUGCAUUAUCUCUAUUCACAAUACUAUGUUAACUUUUUGAUUUUAUUUCAUAACUAUAUUUUGCACCCAUGCGAUGCACGGAGCAUCCUUGGGAGAACGAAGAGCUUAAUUUCACAUAGUAUCUAUUUGUAACUAUCGUUAAAACAUGAAGACCGCAUAGUCAAAUGUAUUAUUAAAUUACCAUCA